AUGUCGAUAAUGUGGACGUUGACCGCGGGUUUUUUGUACACGGAGGGAUUUAUAAUCACCCUUCUUCUACUGCCCCUCAUCUCCUCCACUCGGUGGAACAGCCUCUUCAAAUCGAGCAUCAUGUCUGCUUUCGCUUCUUACGGAUCUUUCUACUUUCGUGGUUGCAUCUGUCUUCUCACAAUUAUGAUUGGCGAGGCUGCGAGAAGUGUUUGGAAUCAGAGCAAUGCGUACCAAAAGUUGAAGGAUAACCCGCAGGAUUUCCGCCCUGAGACAGAGUCUGUCUUCUUGAUGCGACUUUUCCGAGCUCAGAGGAACCUCUACAUUUCGGGCUUUGCUCUCUUCCUAUGGUUCGUACUGUAUCGUCUGAUCGGACUGAUUUCACAACACGCUCGACUGAUUGCGACUAGCGAGGCCUCCCUGGCACAAGCCAAAAGUGCCAGCGAGGCAGCCAGCAAGUUCCUCUCUCAAGACAAGUCUGCGAAGGAGGAAUCCUCGGACAAGGCGGUCGGCCUAAAGGCUGAAGUGGAAAAGCUGAGGAAGCGACUGGAGGCGGAAGAGGAAGGUAAGCAUUUUUUUUGUUGCAUAAUAUGA
Dibothriocephalus latus is the source of this 591-nucleotide messenger RNA. The record is from the annotation of a GenBank genome assembly. Lineage: Eukaryota; Metazoa; Platyhelminthes; Cestoda; Diphyllobothriidea; Diphyllobothriidae.